Molecule: messenger RNA, 2517 nt
Organism: Aricia agestis (brown argus)
Lineage: Eukaryota; Metazoa; Arthropoda; Insecta; Lepidoptera; Lycaenidae
Exons: 10
Coding region: 49-2361 (770 amino acids)
Source: RefSeq, a predicted model, not a curated record
GUUUUGAUCGCACAGCGCUACGGUAGUGCGCCCGCGCAUGUAGUGAACAUGUUAAAGUUUUGGAUUUUCUUGACAUUUCUUGUCACAGGCCUUACAGCCAAUGACUCCUUCGAGUGGAGCAGCGAAUAUGAUACACCAUUUGACUCUAUAAGUGAAGAGGGAAGCGAUGUCGUCAGGACUACAAAGUCUGAUACCGAUAAUGUACCGGAAGCUUACUAUUCAGAGAUAUUUGAAGAUGGAAACUAUGAUUCUAUGAAACAGUUAAAUGACUACCAAGAAGAGGAUAAUAGAUCGGUAGGAAAGGAUGAUAAAAUUAAUGAAAGAAUAGACUUACAUGAUGGUAAUGUAGACGAAAGUUUCGAUCUAUCUAGCUUUAGCGAUCCCGAUAAAAAAUCAUUAUCGCAGGAAAUUAAUGAUGAAAUUUACGACAGUGAUGAUGACGUGGUUGAUAUACCAGCCAGUGAAGAAGCAAUUCAGAAAAUACUAAAUGACACGAAGUCAAUACUUUUAGAAGACACGCAAAAUGACUUCGAAGAAUAUUCUUCCAUAAAAGAUGAAGCUAAUAAAAACAUCACAGAAACUUACAAAGAUAUAAUAGAGGAAACAAAAGCUUUAAUAGAGCAGAUUGACGGAACAUUGGACGAGAAAAUUAAUGAAAGCGACGAUACGAAGGAUUUAGAAACAAACACAGAUGCCAACGAUGAUAACAUUAAAAGUAAUGAUUUAAUUGCUGAUUUGGUCGAAUUGAAUGAAAUUAAAAAUAAACUUAGCAAUGUUGAUGAUAAAUUUGGAGAGGAGAACGAAGAUAUUAUGAAUUAUGAUGAAAAAGACUAUGAAGAACUUAAUGAUGAUAAUUUAGAUCAGAUAUUUGAUGAAAAUGAUGUAACAAGAAAAAAAGCAGAAGUCGUUAAAGUUCACAAAGUUGAGCCUCUUUCAGAUGAUUCUGAUUCAAUAUUCCAAAACAUGAAACUGAUACACUUCCAAAAUGAUGAUCUGCCUGCUGAUGAUAUCGAACCCCUUUUAUCCGAAAUAAAGGCUUCACAAUACGGCGCGAAUGUUCCAUCGGAUUCACCCACAGAAGAAUCUUCAACUGAAAAUAUUAUGCAUCCUAAUCCAAAGGAUUAUGAAAACAUUUUAGACACCAAGAAUCUAACUGAUGCUCAGGUUGACUUAUUACUGAUUGACUUUUCUGAUAAAAACCUUAAAAGAAUACAAUCUGAAGUUAAAUCUGCUCGAAAUGUCCAACGUAUCUGGUUGAGUGUAGACGAACCUACCGUCAUUACAUCGCCAGGAUAUCCGAAUCCUUAUCCAACUAACAGUAUUACUGACUGGAUUGUCGAAGGAAUUGGAACUGGUAUAGAAUUUAAUGUCACUGACUGCGCUAUCAAUGGUCACGUUGGAGAUUACCUCCUUGUCAAGCCAGGUCGAGCUGAUGAUUCUGGACAAGAUGGACUUCUGUUUACUUAUACUCUGAACACUGAGAGAAAUUACAGGUUUCUUGAUGUAGAUCGCAUGUUUAUGCGUUUCGAAGCUAAAAUUGGAAUGCAAUAUAUGAGAGGCUUCAGCAUCAGUGCUAAAAUGCUGGUAUCUGCCCCGUCCAUUUACGAAUCAGAACCAGAACCGGAACCUGAGGUGAGUUAUGUAGACGACAAGAUCACCCUCAACCUCGGUGGCAUCAGCCUAGAUGGCUUCAUGAAGAUCGAGGAACAGUUCAGACAGAUCGUUGCUGACAUGGCCACCAUGUAUAUCAACGCAAACAACAUUAGCACCACCGUUAAUAACACAUUGGAUGCGACACAAAUCACCAGCCGGGGCCUGUGCUUCCACAACUGGCCGAAGUAUGAGAUGUGCGCGGAGGUGCAGUUCGGAGUUCCCCUCAUCAUGGAGGAGGGAGAGAGGCCCAGGCUCGACGAGGAGGACCUCCACACCAUGUGGUUGCAGUACUCCACCAUGGAUCCCUUCGCGACGAGACUAAGGAUGCUGGGUAUCACUGAGUUCCAAGUGCCGAACGACCACGGUGUGCUGCUGGUGUGGCUGGUGAUCGCCGGCGGUGUCGUCAUCUCCAUGGUCAUGCUCGCCUUUGCGCUCUGGAGGUUCAGCUGCUUCGAGGAUUACAGCAGGAUGCCACCAUACAGCGACACGGACAGUGUGUGCGAGAAGCGCAAGCUGGACAUGUUCCCCACGCCACACCAGGCGCUCCCGCCGCUCUUCUCCGACGACGACUACAAGUGGGCCGACAGUGAGGACCAUAAAGUGAACGUCGGGUACUCCAACCGCAACUUCCUGCAGGACGACAUGUUCGACAUCGACUCCGACGACGACGUCUUGCCGGAACGGAAUAGGUACACAACAGACGUGUAGCCGUUAAUACUUAUCCGGGAUAUGGCGAUACAGCCCCGGGACAUUUACAGCGUGUGAUCCCAUCCAAAAGUAGGUACUUAUAGUGUACUCCAUAUACUUAGUUAACAAAUUGUGAUGUCAAAUAUCAAAGAUAAUCUUCAAUUUGUAAAUUUUUGU